UUCGCUGCAGUCUAACGAUGUUUACAUGUGUAGCAUGGCUGCAUCUGCAGGGCAAAUUGUGCACUCGGGUGAUGCUGCGAUCAGGAUUUUAAAGUGGAGAAUUAAAUCAGGUAGCAGGUUGUCUCACGGGACAGGACUUUUGCUUUACGAGCCCGUAAAUUCCUCAUCUUCGGUUGUAUCGGACUUGCCGCUCAAGCUCAAGUCCUGUCACGAUGGCACGGUGGAAGUGCUUGUAGCGAAAGAAGGUAGCGUGGUGAAUCCGGGUGAUGUGCUGCUGCAGCUGAAGCAAUGUACCCACCCAAUUGUGAUGAAAGACCUCUGUGCAGAAUGUGGAGCAGACUUGAGAGGACUCUGCUCUGAAACACAAGAUGGGGUGGCAGAACCAGCUUCCAUUAGCAUGAUUCACCAUGUCCCAGAACUGCGUGUCAGUCAUGAGCAAGCCCAACAACUCGGCAAGGCAGAUGAGCGACGGCUGCUGAGCUACCGUAAACUGGUGCUACUUGUGGAUCUGGAUCAGACACUAAUUCACACCACCAGUGACUACGUGCCUCCAAACAUCCAGGAUGUCCACCACUUCCAGCUGUAUGGACCGCAGUCGCCCUGGUAUCACACUCGCAUUCGGCCAGGCACUAAGCACUUCCUGGAACAAGUAUCGCAGCACUACGAGCUUCAUAUCUGCACCUUUGGGGCCCGUCCAUAUGCACACACCAUCGCCAGCCUUUUAGAUCCAGACGGGAAAUACUUCUCAUACCGGAUCUUGUCACGGGACGAGUGCUUUAAUCCCACCUCCAAGACGGGAAACCUAAAAGCACUUUUCCCAUGUGGGGACUCAAUGGUGUGCAUCAUCGACGACCGAGAGGAUGUCUGGAACUAUGCGCUCAACCUGGUGCCUGUCAAGCCCUAUGUUUUCUUCAAGAAUACGGGUGACAUCAAUGCUCCUGGAGGUGUCCAGAUAAGAAGUGAGAAUGGAAGGUGGCCAGAGGCUGCCUCGAAUGCACCAGCCAUUGUCGAAAAUGGGAACUUCACUCCUACAGGAGUCACAGACACCCAUGAGGAGAGUUCUGACACAGCCCUUAAUGCACCAGACAGUGCAAAUGGAGACAGUAGUGCUUGCGAGAAGAGCAGUACUGACGCUAGUCCUGAAAAUACAGGUGACCUGAUGAGGGAUGAGGAAGUUUGCCAACCAAAGGAUGUCGCAAUUUCUUUAGAGAAGGUUGAAGACAUUAGAGAUGGGACGGAUGAUGCAACCAAAUUACAUAAUGUAGAAGAAGAUCACGAGAUAGCAGGUAAAACUCCUGUAGAGCAUGGUAACAUUGAAGGAGUAACAUCAGUAGAAGUGGUAAAAGCUAAAGAUAUCAUAGAGAGCACUACAACUGAUGUGAAUGCAGAAAGUAGUGUGAAUAACAGUGGCAACACCAACAGUGGAGCACGAGCAGAUGAGGAAAGCAAGGAAAGUUUAAAACAGAAGCCGGAAAGUCUUCCUGGCAGUUCGGAUGACAUUGAAGAUGACGAUGAUUACCUUCUCUACCUGGAAGAAAUCCUUCGAACAAUUCACAAAGCUUAUUAUGAUAUAUUUGAUCAGCUGCAGGCUCAGCAUUCUAAAGGAGUCCCCGAUUUGAAGAACGUUGUGCCAUAUGUGCGCCGCAAGUGCCUCAAAGGAGUGCAAGUGGUGUUCUCGGGUGUCAUCCCCACUAACCAGGACCCUGAAAAAAGCAAGAUAUACCAAGUGGCACGGUCCUUAGGUGCAAAGGUGGCACAUGACUUGGGACCUGGUGUCACACAUCUUGUAGCUGCAAGGCCCGGCACAGCAAAGACCAACAAGGCACGCAGGAUGGGAGGCAUACACCUGGUGAAUCCUGGCUGGCUGUGGUGCUGUGCAGAACGCUGGGAACAUGUGGCUGAGCAGUUGUUUCCUCUUGCAAAGUGUGAGAAUAUGGUUGCACCCCAGCAGUGUCCCAUUCCAAUACAAGAGCUGGAAAGAAAGGUCACAAUGGUCACUGCUGAAGAGGAGGAAGUUCAGCAGAAGGUGCCUGGAAUAAGCGUUGCUGUGGAGAUGCCAGUGUAUGAUCCAGUCACUGGGAAACGCAUCUGGACUGUGGAGCAGCGAGAGUUAAAGGAACGCAUCACUACACCACAUACAGCCUCAACAGACUCCAUUCAACAAGAUCACUUAGAGGACACACAUGAGAAUGACGGAAGCCUGACUGAGAGGACAAACCCCCACUUGAGCAUGUCACCAGACGAACUCAAGGCCAUGGACAGGGAAGUAGAAGAUGCAUGCAGUGAAGGAGAUGACGAUGACGACAGCAGCAAUGAUGGUGACCCUCGGCCACUUCCUCCACUCAUUAGUGAGGAGGAGUCUUCUACUGAAAGCCUCACUGGGGGUGAGUGUCCGAAGGGGUGGCGCAAACGCAACAGGAACUGUACGGAGAAAAACAAAAAAAGCUGUGUUGUUGAUGACCUGGAAGGCAUUUAUGAGGAUGACCAAGAACUGCCAGUGCUAAAGUUCCCCCGAUGUGAACUGCCAGAGGAUAGCGACCGUUCUGUAACGGGGGAUGGGGACUCAUCAGAUAACACAUCUGUCGGUUCGGCCGACGAAGAGAUGGCGGCAGCUGUCGAGAGAGAGUUUUUGGGACUGUGAUCAGUUGUGAAAGUAUGCAUGUGGGUGUACAAAUAUGGCAAAAUCCUCCUCAUUCCCCCCUUUUCAUCAAGUUGUCUUCGAGUUCUUGUGGUGUUCAAAAAUGUGACAGGUGAUUCUUAAAAAGCAAAAGUAGGUAUAUUUACUGAAAAUAUUUUUGUCUCCCUUUUAUCAUUGUUCUCCCUUGUACAUAGUUAUACACUGGAUAAUAUAGGUCAUUGUGUGCUAUUGAACAUUCAGGAGUCCAUGCUUUUCAAAACAUGCUGGAGUACUGUAAAAAGAGAAGAGAGUGGUGUGAAAGUGCUCACCUGAGCUGCUCGAAUAAAACAAAUCAUGUGAUAGUCAUA
This is a messenger RNA of Ornithodoros turicata, 2985 nucleotides long. It is a transcript of the gene Fcp1, whose product is annotated as RNA polymerase II subunit A C-terminal domain phosphatase-like. The record is from RefSeq and is a predicted model, not a curated record. Gene Ontology annotation, cellular component: nucleus. The coding region runs from base 26 to 2641 and encodes 871 amino acids. NCBI's taxonomy places the organism in Eukaryota, Metazoa, Arthropoda, Arachnida, Ixodida, Argasidae. The transcript has 8 exons. Gene Ontology annotation, molecular function: RNA polymerase II CTD heptapeptide repeat phosphatase activity.